AUGGGCCCUGGGAGGCCUGCCGAAGUCCCCAAGAGAUGCCCCCCCGAGGCUUUCGCUGCCACCUUGCCAGGCGAGGGGCGGCGCUGCAUCAGCAGCUCGAUUGGAAGGCACGACGUGCGCAGACUCACUACCACUGUGCAGGACGUCUCAGAGUCUGCUGCUCGAGUGGUAGUGCAGAGCGGCCACGUGGUAGACUCUGGCGACUCGGUUUCCAUAGUGGGCUUGGUGGGGAAUCGCCAGCCCUCGCUUCCCGAGUGUCCCGCUGCUGGCACGAACCCCCCAGCUGCCAUUCUUUUGUGGAGGUUUCGACCGUUUCUGCUCUCCCUCACAACGGAGGGGGAGCAGGCCGAAUUGCUAGGCAACGAGCCUGCGCUAUCCCUGGAUCAUCGCAUGGUCCAACAACCAGGGAUCAUUUCUGUGCACGCUUCGAUCGCCUCGCAAGCAGCGCGUUGCACAGCGUUUUUGAAUCAGCGCUGCCUGGGGUCAGACGUAAUGUCAGCAUCCGGCAGGCUGAGUUUCGCCCUCCGUCCUGCUUCUCCUCGCCACCACGGCACUGCUGUGGAAUGUCGGGCCUGCGUCUUUCUCGCUGGGCAGGCUGGGACCAGGAUGUUGUAUCUGCUGCGCUUGAUCGCCGUGCGCUCGUCAGCAUGUGCGCCGCCCCUAGCCCGAUAUGGGACGAACGUCAGUGUGUCUCUGACCCGCAGUUUCCCCGCAGUGCCGAUCGAUCGGGCUGACGGUGGCCUCCUCGUGUUACAUAUUCUGCCAAACUAA
Messenger RNA from Prorocentrum cordatum, 771 nucleotides. The record is from the annotation of a GenBank genome assembly. Lineage: Eukaryota; Dinophyceae; Prorocentrales; Prorocentraceae.